Messenger RNA from Betta splendens (Siamese fighting fish), 5122 nucleotides. Its product is annotated as gamma-aminobutyric acid receptor subunit beta-2. The record is from RefSeq and is a predicted model, not a curated record. Gene Ontology annotation, molecular function: extracellular ligand-gated monoatomic ion channel activity; neurotransmitter receptor activity; GABA-A receptor activity. Gene Ontology annotation, biological process: signal transduction; nervous system process; regulation of membrane potential. Bases 145 to 1749 code for a protein of 534 amino acids. Gene Ontology annotation, cellular component: neuron projection; synapse; membrane. Lineage: Eukaryota; Metazoa; Chordata; Actinopteri; Anabantiformes; Osphronemidae. The transcript has 10 exons.
CAUCAGCAGCAGCGGCGGCAGCAGCGCUGCUUCUUGAUGUUGUGGUCGGAAAUACGCAUGCGCCCGGCAUUGGAAUUACUGCACUGGCAAGAAUAAGUUGGGCAUCGUCUGUCUUCACUAAAAGAAAAAAGGCACUAGAUAAGUAUGGCAGUGUUCAGAAUACGAAGAAUGACGUGUUUUCGGGUUUGGCUGUUCCCGCUCGUCGUGGCCGCGCUGUGCGCCCAAAGUGCCGGUGUCAGUGACCCUAGCAAUAUGUCUUUGGUUAAAGAGACGGUUGAUAGACUGCUGAAGGGUUAUGAUAUACGAUUGAGGCCGGAUUUCGGAGGUCCUCCGGUUGGAGUGGGCAUGAACAUAGACAUAGCCAGCAUAGACAUGGUGUCAGAAGUCAACAUGGACUACACUCUGACCAUGUACUUCCAGCAGGCCUGGAGAGACAAGCGUCUGUCCUACUCGGAGAUUCCCCUCAACCUGACCCUGGACAACAGAGUGGCCGACCAGCUCUGGGUCCCUGACACCUACUUCCUGAACGACAAGAAGUCCUUCGUCCACGGAGUCACGGUGAAAAACAGAAUGAUCCGACUGCACCCGGACGGCACCGUCCUGUACGGCCUGAGGAUCACCACCACUGCCGCCUGCAUGAUGGACCUGAGAAGAUAUCCACUGGACGAGCAGAACUGCACGCUGGAGAUAGAGAGCUACGGUUACACCACAGACGACAUUGAGUUCUACUGGCGAGGAGGCGACAACGCCGUCACUGGGGUGGACAAGAUUGAGCUUCCUCAGUUCUCCAUCGUGGACCAUAAGCUCAUAUCUAAGAACGUCGUCUUCUCCACAGGUGCUUAUCCUCGUCUGUCCCUGAGUUUCAAGCUGAAGAGAAACAUCGGGUACUUCAUCCUGCAGACGUACAUGCCGUCUAUACUCAUCACCAUCCUCUCCUGGGUCUCCUUCUGGAUCAACUAUGACGCUUCUGCUGCCAGAGUGGCUUUAGGUAUCACAACGGUGCUUACCAUGACGACCAUUAACACGCAUCUGAGAGAAACCCUGCCUAAAAUCCCCUACGUCAAGGCCAUAGACAUGUACCUCAUGGGCUGCUUUGUCUUUGUCUUCCUGGCCCUGCUGGAGUACGCCCUGGUCAACUACAUCUUCUUCGGACGGGGGCCUCAGCGCCAGAAGAAGGCGGCAGAAAAGACCACCACGGCCAACAACGAGAAGAUGAGGAUGGAUCCAAACAAGUGGCUGGUGGGGAACGUCGUUGGCAGAGAUGACACUUUAUAUGCAAGAAUGAAACAAAGGGAUCUUGAUGGUCAUGACACAAUGUGGGAACCGAUCUUUGUGGAUGAUGCUGCGAUCGGGCUGGGUGAUCAAAAAAACAAGACAAACGUGAGUCUUUCCUUUGGGCAGAUGGACCCACAUGAAAACAUCCUUCUGGGCACAUUCGACAUCAAGAACGACAUGGGCGUUUCGGAGCUGGCUUUGGGUCUCAACGACCCACGAAACACCAUGCUGACGUACGACAGCUCGACGCUGCAGUACCGCAAGGCCGGGCUGGCCAGGCACAACUUUGGGCGCAACGCGCUGGAGCGGCACAUGACUCAAAAGAAGAGCCGCCUACGAAGGCGCGCGUCGCAGCUGAAGAUCACCAUCCCAGACUUGACUGACGUAAACUCUAUCGACAAAUGGUCGAGGAUGAUCUUCCCAACCGUUUUUUCCUUCUUCAACAUCGUUUACUGGCUUUACUAUGUCAAUUAAAAAGAAAAACAAAGGACAUGCGUGUGGGGGAGAACUAACAGCAAAACAUGUUGCUAAUUUCCUGUUGGUUUGUUGGUUUGUUUUUAUGUGAUGUUGUAACACUGAACUGAUUUACUUCUGUAUAUUCACCACAUCUUUGAAUAUCACAUUUGGAAAACCAUGUGAAAACCUUGUAGAAGAGAGUUUACAAACAUAAAAGGUGCCUGUUCCCAAGUAAUUGUCUAAAACUUUACAAAACAUAUAUCUUUGUUAUUUUUUUAAAUGUUUACGUUUGUGUUUUUAUGCUUUACUAUGUUACAUAUACUUAUAGUGAUACUAUAAGUAUCAUAUAUCACUGAUUUGACUCAACCUAAAAGUACUUUAGUUUCAGAUCCAAGUUAUGCGUGAUUGUGUCAAACAAACAAAAACCUUUUCUAGAAAUAGAUGAACUAUAAAAAUCUGAAUUUCAUUAUUUACAAUAUUAUGUAUUGUGGAAAGUUUUACAGCAUAACAGAAAUAUUAAGUAAUUAUUUUGUCUCAGUUUACAAACUAUUAAAUGUCAUUAGAUAAAAACAGCCAAGUUCACUCUAAAUCAGACUGCACUCAAUAUAUAAUAUGUUAAAUAUGAUGAUAUUAUCUUUAAUAAUCCACUGUGUAAAGGAGAGACAGCAUAAAAUAUUUCUUUUGGCUUUACUUACCUAUUAUCAUAUUUACUAAUAUAUUUUACCCAGCACAUAAAAAGGAUGUGUGUCUUUGGGAUUUAGUAGUUUAGCCUUGUAAAUACCACAUGUAAAGUAUUUUCUAAAAAGGGAAGAUACAAGCUAGAAAUUCCCAGUUUUUGCUUCCUAUUUUGACUUUCUUGGAUAGAUAUUUGAAACACUGCUGACAAUGUCCACAAGUGCAAAAAAGACACUAUUGUGUAUGAUAAUUCAUUCAUAAAUCAUGAUGAACACCUAUAGCGAAGCGUCCACAGGAACAGGAACGAAGCAAAAGCACAAAUAUCAUCGAAUAUCAGGUCCUGACAGUUAUUUUAAUAGGGGUUUUUGUGCAGAUGAUGAUUCUCUUUUUUUAAUCUUUAUAUACUGUAUCUGCCUCCCUGAUCAGAUCAUAUGUACGCAUCAUCUCCAGACUGAAAAAUAAUUGGUUGAUUAUUCUAAAAAACAAAGCCGUGGAUCCAAAAUGGAGAGUUUAUUGGUUAAUUAACUGUAGUAAUGAUACUGUGCAUUUGGUUGAUUUUGUAAAGACUUUGCACACACACCUUAAGCCAUACAGGCUGUACCGUAGUUCACUGAAUACCUGGUGCUUAUGGGGGCCACUUUAAGAGGAACCUUAUUAAUAUGACUAUGAGAACAGUUUAGGCUUCAUUUAAAAGUGUAACAUGUAACUAGGGCUGCGAUACACAAGUGUCAUAUUCUCCUCCCCACAAAUUUGCCUCACUGUGUAUGAAUGAACUGUGACGUUCGAGCCUCUGCCUCAAUACCAAAUCUUUCAUCAAAGCGUGAGAUGUAGACUGUCGCUUAAAAGAAAAUACACAAGUUGUGUCCAGGGAUGAUACAAACUCGAAUCAAAGCUGAGAAGGUCUGACAGUUCCUUUGUCUCGAAUGGAUUAGUCAUCGUUUCUCCUCACCGGCCAUUUCCUUUGGUUGUGGAGAUUUGGGCACUUCUUAGGUCUCACUGCAUGCUCUGUACAGUAAAAGCUCCUUGAUAUUGUGUUUCUCUUCACACCUCUGUCAACGAACCGUUUCGUUUCAUUAGUGUCUUUAUGUUCGAUACAAUUUAACACAUGUCAAAUAAGCAAACAAGAAAACGUAUUUAAACUAUUUGAUUGUUUUCAGAUAUUGAUAUUAAAUGUGUUUACGUUCCCAUUUUAGCGCCAUCCAUUAACAGGAGUAAACGCAGUCCAGUAACAUCACUCACAAAAAUACUCAGUAUAUUGUAAGCUGCACAUAGUCAUCAUCUUUUGUUUGGGGUAUUGUGGUAACCAUGACAACAGAAAUCCUCAUCUUUCAUUUUAUUUUUGUAUGUAAAUUUAACGAGGGUUUCAGAUAGCGAUGUGUUAUCAAACAGUCAGCUGGUGGGUAAAAUGUUCUUUAGAUGAGUUGGAACAUGACACAUGUAAAUAAACGCGCAAGAUUUCUAUGAAGAGACAUUUUGAGUUGUAUUUAUAAUGUAAUGUGAGGAGAAUGAAGAGGAUGAUGAGAAACUAUGUAAAUAGUCUAUUUUGCAGUGUCACUUGACUUCUCAUUUAUGUUGCGCUCUUUCUCCAAACACAUUUCUUUGGUUUUGCCAAACUUCGAACAUGUUUUCAUGAAUGUAGUUGAUGAUCCUUUGCAGCAUGUGUUCGCUGUAAUGCGUCAGCAAAAGUAUAACAAUUUCUCGCACCAAUGAUCAGCUAGAAAGAGCUUAAUGUAAGAAACACGUCCAAACACACAAAGGCAGACACACACCGGGCUGGGGAACAGGCAAAUCAGCCCGGAGUUUAACCAUCUCAGGUCAACACAACUCACACAACUCAAACCCAAGAAUUGUACUUAGGGAAAAGAACGUGUGUGUUUCUAGUGAGAGUCGCUUGCUACGUGGAAUCCAGUCACCACAGUCAUAGACGGUCUCCUCUGCGCUGACACAAGGCAUUGCCGCGUUUUUAGAAACGAUACUGAAUCCACCUCCGCUGCAGCCACGUCCCAACCGACACACUCCAGACGCAUGCAUCAUAUCUGUGUGUGGUAUAACAUGAAGUAAGUAAGUGCGGGAGCGUGGUGGGUUUAUGUUGGCCAGACGCACACUGGCAACAAACAAGGACGUUACUUUCAAACGUGUGUGUGCUUCACAGCGCUUUUUGUUUCAUUUGUUUGCUCCUAUGUUGAACAAUGUCAUUUGAGAAUCCAGUAUUGCCAAAUUUUGCAUUUGUUUUACACAGACGUCUCCUCCAAGGGUUCUGACGACAUUUAUGCUGAUUAAAAUCCUUUCGUAGUCCCUUGUAUAGAGUUUGAAAUUGUAAAUGGAUGGAAACUGGCUUUUUACUCAUUCCUGGAAAGCAAAGGUUUUGAUCAUAUAUUGAUCAUGCAGCAGAGUUUCCUCCGGAGGGCAAGGACCGACUGACAUCCAAAAGCCUAUAGGACACACCUUGGUGACAGUGUAUGUUUGCACACACUCACAGAAGAAGCCUUAGCCUCCUGCUGCCCUGGACUUUACUCCAAACAGCAGCAAUCCUUCCUCCCCUUCAGCAACCUCCACCUUGAAAGAAUCCUUGUAUGUGCCACUGACAAGAACAUUCCCAGAAACCCUGAGCUGUAACCUUCUUAAAGAUAAGCCCUGUAAAAGUCCGUGUCUGUCUUUGCUAUGAAAACCUAUGGAAAUCAAUACAUUAUCAAUAAAUAUUGUAUACAGUUCUGAA